Molecule: messenger RNA, 1904 nt
Organism: Drosophila bipectinata
Lineage: Eukaryota; Metazoa; Arthropoda; Insecta; Diptera; Drosophilidae
Source: RefSeq, a predicted model, not a curated record
CACUCGACACGAUACACAUUCAUGGGUUACGAUGUUGUCCUCCUACGACCUGGACUCUUAUCGAAAGGCGCGAAGAGCUUUUUCCCUGAAGAGCUAUGGAAUAUUUAUCCUUUGGAUUAUUUUGGCUUUAGCCCAAUGGAUAGUAGUCGCCAUGUUGAACGAUACUCGGCAUAUAUUCCACAAAUUUUACUUUAUCAGCUUCAUAACCUUUCUCCUGGCAGUACUGUUCCUAAUACUCUUCAUCUUUGUCGAGAAGCUGCGCUUCAUCAAGGUGCUAAGCUUUCUCCUAGCCUUUAUUAUCGUAGAGCUCCAGAUUGUUUCCACAUUCGCUCUGGUCGUGAUUAGUUGGUGGGCGGAUGUUCUGGCCUUUUUCGGGCUCUGUAUAUUACUGAUAGUGAUUUUCGCCCUAAUAGGAGUUAUUCUGCCCAAAAAGAUGGAUCUCACACUGGACAUUGCAGUCCUGUUUAUAUUGUCCUUUAUAUUUAUGGUUAUAGCCAGCUUCACGCUGAUUGUCCAUCUCACCAUGGCUUUCACUGUGCCCUUUGCAUAUGUGGUCGUGGAGCUGGCUAUUUCCAUAACUAUUUUGCUGUUUGUGAUGUAUCAUGCCCAGACCAUCCAUGGGCAUCGGUUCGCCGAAAUGCGUCUCAAUGACUUCCUUCUGGCUUCAAUUAUCCUCUUCCACGACUUCCUCAUCAUAUACUGGCUGACAUUCUAUUGGCAAAUCAACUACAGGCUCGUCACCUCAGAUGCUUGGAUAGCCUCCUCUUCUGCGUCUCCGAAUCGCAAUGCAUCAGUAAAGUUUUUGGAUGAUGUUUAUAUGUCCGACUGGGAAUUGGUCACUACUCCUGGUAAUGAAUUCAAAGGGUGGAACGCGAAAACGCCAGGUGGGGAGGCGACAACAAAUCACCCACCGGGACAUAGGCCAAAGACCGAUCACAGAUUCUGGGCUGUGAACAAGCGAACAAGAUAUCCUGGACGACACAAUAACAGGUAUCCUGAUGGCCGAAGAGGCUAUGGAAAUGACUAUGGCCAUCGCUGGGAUCCUGAGGACAUGACCCCUGGCACUGAAGCAACGGGUAAGCCCUUCGACGAUCAUCACUUUGAAAACUAUCCAAGGCGAAGGCCCUCUGAGGAUAUGCCAAGUUUUCGCCAAAUGCCCGAUUCAAGCUCCCCGGCUAUUGAUGGUUCGUUCACCACAAGAAAUUCCUUUCCUAAGCCAGGCCAUGGUCGCGAAGGAAUAUUCCCAAUUAUGCCCAACCAGAAUGCUCAACCGAAAGAAGGGAAAUAUAAAAUACGCCCAAAUAAUCACUAUUUUUAUAGGAAAGACAGUCUUCCGUUUAAUGAAGAACCAAAUCAAUUUGAUUUAUAUGAUCCUUUUCAUAGAAGAAUUGAACCAAACGAAUCUAUAAGUCCAUAUCGUAAGGACAAAGCUCAAAAUCCUCAACCUUAUGAAGGACAGGGAUAUAGCGAGCUUGAUACAGAUGAGUCUGAAAGUCCAUACAUUUCUGAAGAAGGUCUGGAUAAGGAAAAUUAUUACGAUAGUCCAAAAUAUGUACAAAAUGCUUACCCACCAAUUAAGGGACUAAGCAAGAGUCUUAUGAAAAAUAUUACCAGAAACUCCCUCAUCAAUCCAGAUGAUAACGUACCUAUAGGCGAUGUGGAAAUCAUAGAUCCAAGUGAAUUAGCUUUUAAAGCUGCAGUUUCUUCGAAAAAGGGUUCUGAAGAAUUGUUAAGUGAUUCACCUGGCCGGGAGCCUCAAGAUGACGGAGAUAAACCAGACAUCUAUCAGAUACGUGAACCUCUCACAACAAACCAUUAUCCCACCGGACUGCCGGACUUUGAAAAACUUGUAUUAAACGUCAGCUCGAGUAUGUUGAAAUAGACUUUUAAAGACCGUGACAAUA